Centropristis striata (black sea bass) is the source of this 1499-nucleotide messenger RNA. RefSeq names its product glycosyltransferase 8 domain containing 2 (gene glt8d2). Gene Ontology annotation, molecular function: glycosyltransferase activity. NCBI's taxonomy places the organism in Eukaryota, Metazoa, Chordata, Actinopteri, Perciformes, Serranidae. The transcript is spliced from 10 exons. Bases 47 to 1135 code for a protein of 362 amino acids. The record is from RefSeq and is a predicted model, not a curated record. Gene Ontology annotation, cellular component: Golgi apparatus.
AAUCAAUACCCUUUCCGUCUGAUGUCAUUGGAAGCAAACAUGAAAAAUGGCUCUCCUGAGAAAAAUUAACCGGAUCCUCCUGGUGCUGCUGGUGCUGAUGGUGUGUCUCCUCCUGCACAGUACUCUGCUCAGAGCCUCCACUCGGCCCAAACUCUCAGAUCACUGGAAGAGCCCUGGAAGCGCAGGUCGAUUUCCCAUAGUGAAAGGAUCCGAGGAUGAUAAUGUCGUCCCCAUCAUUAUAUGUGCAUCGGAGGAGCGUAUCGGUGCAACAAUGGCAACCAUCAACAGCAUCUAUAGCAACACAGACGCCAGUGUGUUCUUCUAUAUUGUUACUCUUCGUGACGCUGUGAAAUUGACGAGACAGUACAUAGUGAAGACUAAACUGAAAGGCAUUAAAUAUAAAAUACUGGAAUUCAACCCAAUGGUACUAAAAGGAAAGGUGAAGCCAGAUUCCUCUCGACCUGAUCUGUUGCAUCCACUCAACUUUGUGCGCUUUUAUUUACCUCUGCUUGAAAUCAAACAUAAGAGGGUGAUAUAUUUGGACGAUGAUGUCAUUGUGCAGGGCGACAUCAAGGAUCUGUUUAAUAUCAAACUGAAGCCAGGUCAUGCUGCUGCUUUUUCCACCGACUGUGACCUGCCCUCCACACAUGAGAUGGUGCGCAGCAUCGGCAUGCAGACAACCUACAUGGGCUUCCUGGACUAUAGGAAAGAGAAAGUUAGAGACCUUGGCAUCAACCCCAGAGAAUGCUCUUUCAACCCUGGAGUGUUUGUGGCAGAUAUCAGUGAAUGGAAGAAACAGAAGAUCACCAAACAGCUGGAGGAAUGGAUGGAGGAGAAUUUCAGACAGAACAUUUACAGCAGUGCAAUGGCAGGAGGCGUUGCGACUCCCCCCAUGCUAAUAGUGUUUCAUGACAAAUACACAACACUGGACCCACUGUGGCAUGUCAGACACCUGGGUUGGAGUCCAGACGCUCGCUAUUCAGACAGCUUCCUACAGGAGGCGCAGCUGCUGCACUGGAAUGGACCAUUUAAACCCUGGAAUCACCCUGCUGUUCACUGGGAUCUGUGGGAGAGGUGGUUUAUCCCAGACCCCUCCAGAAGGUUCUCCUUGGUACGACGUAAGAGCAACAGCUGAUGUCUGAGCCACAGGUGGACAUGAAGCACAUUAAGCUGGAGGCGUAAAAGAAAACAUGCAAUGAAUGCUGAGGAAAAUUAAAUGUUGUAUGAGAAGCAGUGUUGAAAGAGUAAACGUCUUUGUAUUUAUGUAUGCUAAAUACACCAAAUGUGACUAACCUGUUGCCUACAGCAACAGAUACCUGUGAGAAUAUUACCUAUACGUUCAAAGUGAAAGUGAGAAAUUCACAAGACUGAAAAGAUUCAUAAAUUGUGUAAUAAAUGUUUCAAUGCUAAACUGAAAUAAAAAUGUUCCUCUUUACUGACACAUAUGUUUCAAAUAUGGCUUUGAAAUAACAACUGUAAAUAAAUAUAUAAAAAGCAUU